Molecule: messenger RNA, 3161 nt
Organism: Pygocentrus nattereri (red-bellied piranha)
Lineage: Eukaryota; Metazoa; Chordata; Actinopteri; Characiformes; Serrasalmidae
Gene: scn1bb
Product: sodium channel, voltage-gated, type I, beta b
Exons: 7
Coding region: 1040-1726 (228 amino acids)
Biological process (GO): regulation of heart rate by cardiac conduction; cardiac muscle cell action potential involved in contraction; sodium ion transport
Cellular component (GO): voltage-gated sodium channel complex
Molecular function (GO): sodium channel regulator activity
Source: RefSeq, a predicted model, not a curated record
CGCAAUGCAUCAGACGUAGUCUCUCAAUCUCUCUCUCUCUCUCUCUCUCUCUCUCUCUCUCUCUCUCUCUCUCUGGGCUCAUUCGGCUGGACUUUACUGGGCACAGGAUGGCUUUGCAGCUGGUGAACAGAUAACCUGCUUUCUUUCUUUCUUUCUUCUCGUAGCAGCACCUGCGUGACUGAGACUGACUGCACUGUCCCCGCCAACACGCAGCGGACUUUACUCGCUCCUUCUGUUUCAUCUUUCCUUUCAGAGGACAAAAAGAGGAGAGGAAAGGGCAGAGAGGACAGGAGCGCGUGAGCUUACUGCCCCCCCCCCCAAAACAUAGCGCCUCGUGCGAUGCGCUAAACGCGCAGCAGAGGAAUCGUUUGCAUGAAUUGGUCUUUUUAAGGAGCUGGUUGGUCCUCCUUCACUUCUAACAAGAAUAUGACGUCUAAGAUCUCAGGACUGUCCGUCUCAGGUUAAAGUAGUUCAUUGAUCGCCUGCUUGCAGUCCAGCUGCCAGAGGCUUCCUCUGCAGGGCUCAUGGGGGUUUGUUUCUGAGGCGAAAAGGAGCAAUAAAGAGUUGGGAAAAGUGCACUUGUGCACUUUUGCUAUGCACCUAGAGCCAAAGAAUCGAGGAAGGAGCUGCAGUGCAGCUCAGCUGCUGUGUGCUUGGCACGUUUUAGUCUUCCACUAAGCUGCCCGGGGCCUUGAAGCACUACUUCAGACGACGCACUGUAACCUAAAGCCGCACCGUCGCUGAUUCAGAGGCCUAGAGCCUGACAGAAGUCUUCCGCAGAUCCUUACGUAGCAGCGAGAGUGGUGAAAGUCCCACUAGAUUAACAGACCGAGGGCUCAGGAGGCCUCAGUUGUUCCAGAGAUAGACUAGACUGGUGGACCCGAGACAGAGAAGACAUCUCUUCUGUCUGCUUGCUGCUAAAGCCACAGUGCUGCUGACCCUGUGGAGACUCAGAGGUGGUCUUGCCUAGUCGUACACACAAGAAAAACGAGUGAAGUCAUCAGCAGCCAGAGGCCAAUCCGUUCUUCCCGCAGCCAGGAUGGAACGCACGGCGCAUCACUUCCUGUCUGCCAGGUGCUUCUUGUUCCUGUGUGCGCUCUGUGCUCUGUGUGUGUCCAUGAGUGACGGAGCGUGUGCUGAGGUGGACUCGGACACAGAUGCCGUGGUGGGCCAGGACUUUAAGCUGGGCUGCAUCUCCUGUAAGGUGAGACAAGAGGUGGAGGCCUCAGCAACGGUCGAUUGGUACUUCAAAGCCAGAGGAGAGACCGAAUUCGCACACAUCUACUCCUAUGCUGAUGAAGUGCCUACCAUAAUAGACGAGCGUUUUGAGGGUCGUGUGAACUGGACUGGCAGCCCUAAGACCACUGACCUGCAGGACGCUUCCAUCUACCUCUUAAACGUUAACUUCAAUGAUUCGGGGGUUUACCGUUGUUUCUUCAGCCGGACCCUCACCUACAUGUACUACGAGUACCCGGCCACAGCCUCCAAGUUGAUUCACCUUAACGUGAUGGCCAAAGCGGCACGCGGCACGGCCUCCAUUGUUUCAGAGGUAAUGAUGUACGUGUCGAUCAUCGGGCUGCAGCUGUGGCUGCUGGUGGAAAUGAUUUACUGCUACAGAAAGAUCGCCGCGGCCGGUGACGAGGCGCUCAGAGCCAGCGCUGCGGAGUAUUUAGCAAUAGCGUCGGAGAGCAAAGAAAACUGCACAGGAGUGCAGGUGGCAGGAUAACAGAGGUUCUUCCAGCGCUGCCCAUAUGUGUUGCCACACUCCGGUCUUCCACAUCCUCUCCACUCCAUUCACAAACGUCCAGGAAGCCCCCAUUUUUAUACAGCCUACUUCUUACCCGGUCCAGGACUGUCACAGAGAAACGUCUCCCAGCUUUCUGUCCUGUAGCGUGUCUGCACCACUUAGAGCUGCCUCUGCUCCAACACUCGAGUCGAAUAGUGUCUUAGAGCACGGAAACAGCUCAGGCCUGUGCUGUGUAGCAGUUUCGCAGGAUGGAUGAUUGGAAAAUGUGGACUUAUAGGACUAAAACUUCCAGUUUGCAUGAGUUUAAUAAUAAUCAUAGCAUGACUCAAGCAUCCCUCCUCCUAACCAAGUAUAUGCUAUACCUCAUAUAUAUAUAUAUAUAUAUAUAUAUAUAUAUAUAUAUAUAUAUAUAUAUAUAUAUAGGCUUUGUUAUGGAAACAUGCUUCCUCUGCCUACUGUGUGUACCCCAGCAUUGGAAAAAGAAAAAAAAUCAUGCAAAUAUUGCAAUACUCUCACAUUGCACUAGAGGUCAGUAAGGAGCAGUGAAUUCUGCAUAGUCCUGCUCACUUUUCAGGGCCAUAUUUACCAUGGUGGUGUAUGCCAAACACCAUGUGAUGCUAUGGGUGCAUGUGCAAGCAGCCAGUGCUACAUUGAUAUGCUGGGAGAACAGUUGGCUACAGUGCUAGUUUGAGCCGUUCUGUUCCUGUCUUUCAAGGAUGGAGCUUCGUAGACCACCACCUCAGAACGCGAGGCUCAGUGCUUGAGUGGGCCUGGCCAAUUUCUACCUACAAACCUGUUUUCAAGCUUCAGUUGAACUUGCGGCUGUUGGCGGCUAUCUCCAAGGGGGUUUAUGAGCUUACUUGUUCAAUCAAGGGAGUCUCUGGGCCACUUUUCCCAAACUAAGUCUAAGUCUAGACUCAAAAGAAUUUCCAGUGGUAAUUGAGUGCCAUUUAGUCCUAAGGCUAGGCUUAACCCACGUCUGGGAAAUCGACCCUAUAAGUUUAGGCAUAAGUGGAUAGUUCAUAUUAUCAACGACUACUAAAUGUGUAUUAGUGAAUGUAUUAACUUUAUAAGAAUGUCACUAGGGAACCAGCACCGAACGGCUCCACUCAGCGGUAGAUUACCUCCUGCUAAAAAUGCAAUAUGAGUAAAAUAGUCCUAGGACUGUCUUAGAGCCCAAGUUUCUGCACUUUAGUCUUUUCAGUGAAUGCAUGAUCAAUCAGCAACUAAGCAAUGCAAAUAUGUUAGAAACUUAAAGCCUACUACUGCUACUUCAUCACAAUACUCGCUUACAUUUUUAGGACAAAAUAAGAUAAUGCAUCUUAUUAAAUAAUGAAUAUAUAAAUGAUAUAAGCUGUGAAGGAAAAUACUCGGGGGCAGAAUUUAUGUCAAUUAAAUAACUGAAACAACGUCA